Molecule: messenger RNA, 2301 nt
Organism: Penicillium canariense
Lineage: Eukaryota; Fungi; Ascomycota; Eurotiomycetes; Eurotiales; Aspergillaceae
Product: putative microtubule associated protein (Ase1)
Exons: 4
Coding region: 1-2301 (766 amino acids)
Biological process (GO): microtubule cytoskeleton organization; mitotic spindle midzone assembly
Cellular component (GO): cytoplasm; spindle; mitotic spindle midzone
Molecular function (GO): microtubule binding
Source: RefSeq, a predicted model, not a curated record
AUGGCCGUCGACACAAGCUACUUGACCACCCAGGUCAAUAACAUCGUAGAACAGCUGCAUGGGAUCUUCGAUGAGAUUGGAGUCCCCACCCAUGAGCGGGACUCGCGCGAGGCAGAGCUUUUCAGCGCUCUGUCAGCGACACUUAACAGUCACCUCAAGCUCGUCGAUGAAGAAAAGGUGCAGAUGACGAAAGAAGCCCAACGCCUCAUCACAACUAUUCAACAAAUGGAGGCGUCUUUGGGCGAUGAGCGGGCCAAUGGCAAGUACGAGCUCAAUCGCGAUGACCUGCGCAUCACCUACCCGCUCAACCGAUGCAUCGCAUUCUUGCGCGAAAAGAACGAGGCCAUGACCAAGCUGCACCGUGAGAGAUUCGAACAGGUUAAGAAACUGGUCGACGCUCUGGAAUCCUACUCGUCUCACCUUGAGUCAUCAUUUCUUUCGAUUGAACUGCCUCCCACUGCUCCAGGCUCAGUAAUUCCGCCCAGCUUCGAUCUUUCACCUGCAUAUGUCACAGCCUUGGACUCCGAAUUCUCCCGAGUCUAUGAAGAAUAUCAUCGCCGCAUCUCUUUCGUCCAAACCACUUCCGAGGAGAUCAUCAAGCUCUGGGCUGAGCUCGGAACUCCGCAAGUGCAAACCGAUUCCAACAUUGUCAAGUGCUACCGCGAAUCUCCUGAGCAGCUCGGACUGCACGAGACCGACCUUGCCAAUCUUAUGGGUAAGCGUGACAAGUUGGUGGAAGAGAAGAAGGGACGCGAGCGCAAGAUUAAGGAGCUCCGGGUCAAUGUCGAGAGCCUUUGGGAGCGAUUUGGGGUUGAAGAGGGAGACCGCAAGGCAUUCCUUUCUGCCAACCGUGGCUGCGGUCUCCGCACUAUUAAUGAAUUUGAAGAGGAGCUGGCUCGUCUCAAUGAAUUGAAGAGACAGAACUUGCAUUUAUUUGUCGAGGACGCUCGUUGCCGUCUGCAGGAGCUCUGGGACUCCCUGUACUUCUCGGAGGAGGAGAUGCUUGACUUUACCCCUGCCUUUUCCGAUGUAUGCAGUGAUGCUUUGCUCGAGGCCCACGAAGCUGAGAUCUCCCGCCUGGAAACACUCAAGGAGCAGCGCGCACCUACGCUGGAAAUGAUUGAGAAGCACCGCAGCCUUCUGUCUGAUCGGCAGGCUCUGUCUGCAUCGAGCCAAGAUGCAUCCCGACUCAUGGGCCGCGGGAAGGGCGAGAAGCGCGACCCAGGAAAACUUUUGCGCGAAGAGAAGAUGCGCAAGAGAAUUGCAAAGGAACUGCCUAAAGUCGAGGCUGAUCUGCGCAAGGAGCUCGAGCAUUGGGAGGAUGAGUUUGGCCGCCCUUUCUUGGUCCAUGGAGACCGGUACCUCGAUAGCUUGACACCUUCAACCACCAAACAGCCACCUCGCUCCAAAACCCCUUCUGCGCCCCCAUCCACAAUGAAAGCCAGUGCUGCCAAGCGUGAUCCUAUCUCGCGCCCGGGCAGCUCCAUGCGCGGACCUCCCCCGCCUCGCUCUGCCACCAAGACCCCGACAAGCAGCGGGCCUGUGAAGCACAACACUAUCGGCUAUGCUGGAGCUAGGGCUGGUGCCAGAUCUCCUUCCAAGCUUCCCGCCCGGGCCCCUCUGAGCAACAUGCCGUAUGGAAGCAACUCUUCUGAACCUCGCACUGGUCCUGGCUCGUACGCGUCCAGCACAAUCAAUGGCAAGAUGCCUCCUCCUCGUGGACCUCCACCAAGGAUGCGUGCAUUGACUGUCGAGUCUAAAGAGCGUAGCAGUCACGCCAUGGAACCCCCACGCUGCAAUAGUGCGAUGUCAACCGCCUUUGUCAGGCCUGUGAGCCCUGAGGAUGUCUACGAUGAUCGCCAGCGGUCUUUCAUGAGCGCAUCCGUUAUGUCCAAUCACCGGUCUACUGGGUUCUCUCACUCUUCCCACUCUUCACAAUCGUCCUUGAAUUCCUCUCUGCAGGGGUUCCCUCGAGUCAAUCCCUACCUGUCACAAGCACCACCCCCACCUGCCCUUCGUCAAACCUCGAACUCGUCCACCGUCAACACCGCCACCUCCUGUUCUGAGAACUGGGAGACCUUCGAUGACGCCUCCGGAUCAGAGGAGGAUGCUAGCGACAUCUACUACUCCAGGCUGCGUGCCGCACAAGGCAAACGAUUUGCCCCCGAUGACGGCGUGGAUCUGAUGGGAAAAAAGUCCAAGGGAAUCCGUAGCGUCAGUCCUGACGGGCCACACCCUGGCCAGAUGAUCCGCGUCGCGGGCAGUGACACUGAGUGGAACGAUGACUUCGAGACCUACUAA